This is a messenger RNA of Gorilla gorilla gorilla (western lowland gorilla), 1399 nucleotides long. It is a transcript of the gene SMIM42, whose product is annotated as small integral membrane protein 42. Lineage: Eukaryota; Metazoa; Chordata; Mammalia; Primates; Hominidae. The record is from RefSeq and is a predicted model, not a curated record. The coding region runs from base 574 to 786 and encodes 70 amino acids. The transcript has a single exon.
UUCACUGGUUUUGAUUGUGUACUAUAGGGCAACAUUAAGUGAAGAGUACACAGGACCUUUUUUUAGUAUCUUUGCAACUUCCUGUAUGUCUAAAAUUAUUUUAAAAUCAAAAAGGUUUUUAAAAAGAGGACAAAAAAAAGAAUAAAAGAGAACUGAAGGGGCAUCAUCACAGGCAACUGGGGAACCCCCUUUUCAAUCUGGAGGCCAUACGUGAGGGGAGAUGGUGCUCAGAGAGCACAGGUUUCCGGCCUGGAACCUUUGGCUCAGGCCCUGGUCUCACCCUCCAGUGACAUCACAAAGCCUCAGAAGCCCCGCCGACCACGCAGCAGUUUUGCUAACGGAACUAUCAUCGUGUUUGUAUUGGAAGCGGUUGUUUGGCCUUGCUGAGCAAACGUCUAUGCCUUUUCCAUUACAUCCGAAGGAGAAUAGCUCCAUGUGAAGAACGGAAUCAGUAGAUGUUUGGUCGCUGUACCAUAUUCACUCCUAGGAUAUAACAAGAGCAAGCCCAAUUCUUAUGGUGGUGUGGGCAGUCGGCUUGCACCACGUACCUAUCUCGGCUCUUUUUGGAAGCUUAUGUCCUCCCCACAACUUCCAGCUUUCUUAUGGGACAAGGGUACACUCACCACUGCCGUAUCUAAUCCUGCUUGCCUGGUAAAUGUUCUCUUCUUCUUUACACCCCUGAUGACUCUGGUCACUCUACUCAUCCUGGUCUGGAAAGUAACCAAAGACAAAAGCAACAAGAACAGAGAGACACACCCAAGAAAGGAGGCAACAUGGCUGCCAUAAAGAUCUGGAUCUCUUGGUGGGGACUCCACUGAGGUGAAGACCUGAUUGUACAAGAGGCACGGCCACUGGAGCUGUCUCAGAGCCCAGAGCCAGGGGGGCCAGAGCUGCUUUAGCCACCCUGUUCCUCCAUUGCCAGAUGUCCCCCCAGGCCUCAUUUCCUUCCUCUGCCACCAUCCCUCUUAUAAUGCACUCCUCCUGCGGUUCUUUGGCUUGUCCCAGCUUCUGAGUUUGAAUGUCUUUUUUUUUUUUUUUUUUUUUUUUGUGGAUCUUCAAGACUGAAAUAGUAAAUGGCUCUUGAUUUCUGCACUAACAGAGGAAAGAAACAAGUACAUGGAAAAGUAAAAAUUGAUUACAAAGCCUAAAUUUUCCUCUAUAAAUUGGGCAUGUGCUGACUGUGGGAUAUUGAAAUUAUUGGGAGCUCACAGCAUCUCAAGUUAUAUAAUGAAGCUAUUCUGGAAGCUCAUUUCCAGAAGAUCCUUAAAAUGAAAUGGCUCACUCUAUGCUGAAUUGUAGGUACACUCCUUCCUCCUCUUCACUUAAUGCUGGGAGUAAAAUGUAUUUUUUUUUAUUAAGAAAUGAUUUGAAGUACCAUACAUUUUUAUCUCCUCUUCUC